UGACGUGUCCCUUGCAAUAUCCCUAUCGUUAUAUAUGCUGUGUGCCUUAUGAAAUGCUGGCAUCUGGAAAACCCACCCGCCCGACGCACCGUCAUCUCCAACCUUUGAAUGCCACCACAUUCCCGCCGCUCGGAACCGGUCGUGUGCCGUUGCGGGGGGCGGUGUGUACAGAGAAGCCAACAGAGCAGUAAGCGCAGCAGGAGCGUGGAAGAUGACAAGGAAGGUCACCUGGUGUGCAGGAUCGGCGAUUGGCUUCACGAGCGAUGUACAGCCACCUUUCGUAAAACUUUACCUCUCUACUUUCUAUCCCCGUGUUAGAGCAGAGCUCUCGUGUCCUACUCGACGGGGCUCUAGUCUUUUAUUGCUUGUAACUGGAGCGAGCAGUAAAUUGCCUCAGGCAGACGAUAGACACUUGAGUUUUAAAGAGUGUAGCAGUGAGAUGCUUUGGUUUGGCUUUGACGUGGUAUUGCUGGGAAGAUGCAGGACCUCAGCUCCCGGCCGGGCUCUCGCGUUCACGGCCGCUCCUGUUCUCUCUCCUAGAUGAGAUCGUCGGCAGCCUGGGCGAGGGCACGUUUGGCAAGGUGGUGGAGUGUGUGGACCAUGCCAGAGGCAAAUCCCAGGUGGCACUGAAAAUCAUAAAGAACGUUGGCAAGUACCGAGAAGCAGCCAGGCUGGAAAUCAAUGUCCUCAAAAAGAUCAAAGAGAAGGAUAAGGAGAACAAAUUCCUCUGCGUCCUCAUGUCAGACUGGUUCAACUUCCAUGGCCACAUGUGCAUCGCCUUCGAGCUGCUGGGCAAGAACACUUUUGAGUUCCUGAAGGAGAAUAACUUCCAGCCAUACCCUCUCCCUCAGAUCCGGCACAUGGCCUACCAGCUCUGCCAUGCCUUGAGAUUUUUACAUGACAACCAACUGACUCACACCGACCUCAAGCCAGAAAACAUCUUGUUUGUCAACUCGGAUUUUGACACUCUCUACAAUGAGAAAAAGAGCUGCGAGGAGAAAUCCAUUCGGAACACGAGCAUCCGCGUGGCUGACUUCGGCAGCGCCACCUUCGAUCACGAGCACCACACCACGAUCGUGGCCACCCGGCACUACCGUCCACCAGAAGUGAUCCUGGAGCUGGGCUGGGCGCAGCCGUGCGAUGUCUGGAGCACCGGCUGCAUCCUGUUCGAGUAUUACCGCGGCUUUCCGNNNNCGCAGACCCAUGAGAACCGGGAGCAUCUCGUCAUGAUGGAAAAGAUCCUUGGGCCAAUUCCAUCUCACAUGAUCCACAAAACUCGGAAGCAGAAGUAUUUCCACAAUGGAAACCUGGUUUGGGAUGAGAACACAUCUGAUGGGAGAUACGUCCAAGAGAACUGCAAGCCCCUGCGGACCUACAUGUUGCACGACUCGCUGGAGCACGCGCAGCUCUUCGACCUGAUGAGGAGGAUGCUGGAAUUCGAGCCUUCCCAGAGGAUCACGUUCUCGGAAGCCCUCCUGCAUCCCUUCUUCACCGGCCUCUCUGCAGAGGAAAGGAUGCUGUGCGGCCGCGGCGCCAGCCGGGACCUGAGCAGAUGA
This is a messenger RNA of Nestor notabilis (Kea), 1556 nucleotides long. It is a transcript of the gene CLK3, whose product is annotated as CDC-like kinase 3. Gene Ontology annotation, molecular function: protein kinase activity; ATP binding. Bases 738 to 1556 code for a protein of 272 amino acids. The record is from RefSeq and is a predicted model, not a curated record. The transcript has 9 exons. Gene Ontology annotation, biological process: protein phosphorylation. Lineage: Eukaryota; Metazoa; Chordata; Aves; Psittaciformes; Psittacidae.